Messenger RNA from Neurospora tetrasperma FGSC 2508, 1576 nucleotides. RefSeq lists its product as uncharacterized. The record is from RefSeq and is a predicted model, not a curated record. Gene Ontology annotation, molecular function: protein dimerization activity. The transcript has 2 exons. Bases 182 to 1291 code for a protein of 369 amino acids. NCBI's taxonomy places the organism in Eukaryota, Fungi, Ascomycota, Sordariomycetes, Sordariales, Sordariaceae.
GCAUCACCAAGAUCACCCAGAAAACUCAAAACACCACAAUCCAGACGCUUGUUCAUCACCAGACAAGCCGUCCGAUUAAACAGACAACACAUCAAACGCUCGGAUCGCUACCCCCACAAUCUGAAUGCAAAACAUCAAACACACCACACCCGAAAACAAACACACCUGAUUUUGUCACCAGAUGGACAUCAGGACAACAACCAUGGACCAACCCAUGGCCUUCACGUCGUACACUACCGUGCCCUACAGCACUGGCCAACUUCAAACCUGCCCUGAAUCUUUAACAGACUUCUCGCCAGUUGCCCUUUACGAGGACUUCAACAGCACCGACUUCAAUUCCGACUCUGCGGGAUCCCCUGUAUCGCCCAUCUCCCCUGUGCCAAGCGCCACUUCCUUCGGUUUAUUUUCGCCAUAUGGUGAUGAUUUGUUUAGAUGGGGAAAGUUCGAGCGUGAGCACUUUGAGCAUUCCCCAGAGUCUGAAGACUGCUUCAAGACUGAACCCUACGACGGAAGCCUCAUCUCGACCCUCCCACCUCGGCCUCUUACCGCCAGCCCAUCCAUCAACCCCGUUGAGCUCUCGCUAGAGGUGCCCACGACAACACAAGACCUUAACUUCAACUUCGAAGGCACAAAUACCAACUCGCCACUGUUCCAGUCUCAAGUCAUGGGUGUAACACCCCCCUCGCAACGCUCUACCCCGGCUGCCGUUAUUGAGCCACAACCACAACAGCAACAACCUAUCGAACUUGCUGAGGAUGUGAAGCGUUACCCCUCGCGCAACAACCUCAAGCGCAAGUCUUCCUGCUCUUCGUCUUCCGAUGAAGAGGAAUGUCGCCCAGCCAAGCGCGUCUCCCUAUCCCCGCCGCCCAAUUCGUCCCACAGCCCACCGACUAAGAAGGAAAAGAGCACUUCUCCCCCCUCCAUGACGGCCCCCAAGAAGACGGCCCACAACAUGAUCGAGAAGAGAUAUCGCACCAACCUCAACGACAAGAUCGCAGCGCUUCGCGACUCUGUUCCAUCUCUUCGCAUCGCAGCCAUGCGCAUGGAGAGCGGCAAUUACGAUGAUGAGUAUGAGGGCGAGGAAGGGGAUUUGAGCGGUCUGAUUCCGGCUCCCAAGCUCAACAAGGCGACGAUCCUCAGUAAGGCGACGGAGUAUAUCAGCCAGCUUGAAAGGAGGAAUCAUGGUCUGGAGACGGAGAACAGUGCACUAAGAGGAAGGAUGGAAGGCUUGGAGAUGCUUUUGAUCAGCCGUGGUGGCGGUCCUACCGGUACAUUUGUGUGGAAUCAGUAGGAGCGGUUCAGGGGAUCAUGGAAAGCGGGAAAGAGAAAAAAAUGGUGUGGAAGUGGAACUUCAGUUGCAUAUUACCGGCGCACGGGCGAGGGGAAAAAAAUGGGUUGGAGCAAUUGCUUUGUGAUACCAGCGGGAGUUUAGCGACUUUCGAUUGAUUUCUUGGAAGGAUAUCGCUGGGGUGCAACUCAGAAAGACUUGCGGAUAGCGUUGAGAAUUGCUAGGUUACAGGAACACUCCUCACUCAAAUUCGACGUUCAAGGGGCAUCUUUGAGCCCCUGUCUACUA